AUGUACCGUUCCGCAACAUCUCUGCUCGGCCUGAGCAGAGCGGCCGCCAUGCGCCCCCAGACUUUCGCCCGUGUUGCGUUCCCGACGACGGCCAAGAGGAUAGCUCCCGCGACGACUACGAGAGGAUACGCUGCGAGGGCAUCCGCCGCGGACGUGCGCUCCUCGCAGCGCAUGAACAAGGCGAUGGCCGAUUUGGGUGCCAAAGGCUUCUCGGCCAAGGAGAUGGAGAAGGCGCAGAGCGUCAUGCACAUUCUGCUCCCGGGAACUUUCGUCCCGCUCCCCUUCUCUCAGCUCAGCAAGUCUCCGUCCGUCCUCCUCAGCUACUACUUCAACCGCUUCAAGCAGCACGCCCGCGACCUCGCGACCUUUGUCGGCCUCAAAUUCCAAUCCAUGCCUUCCUUCAUGAAGCGGCCCCGCGUAAAGUUCCACCGCACCCAGAUCGUCCCGACGGCGAAGGCCCUGCACCGACAGCUCGCCGAGGCGCUCGCGUCAGGCGACAAGGACGCCCUCCGCGAGCUCUGCACGCCGCGCCUCUACGAGACACUCAGCGCCACCAUCUCCCGCCGCAAGGCCUCUGAGAAGCUCACGUGGGAACUCGUGCGGUACCACGGGUCCCCGAGCGUCAUGAGCCACAGAGUCGCCCUGCUUCCCCCCGUCGGCAAGGCGCCGUUGGUCCAGCAGGCCGUCGUCGCCAUCACCAGCACUCAGAAGCUCGGCAAGGUCGAGAAGGCGACGGGGAACCCGAUCAAGGGUAGCACGCGCGUGCAGAAGCAGACCGAGUACUUUGUCAUCACGCGCCAGCUCGACCCCAACACCUACGAACCCAAGAAGUGGCUCGUCUGGGGUAACACGCAGGCCACUACCCCAGAGGACUGGGAGAUGGAGCAGAAGACUAUGACGCAUAUGGAGCAACAGGAUUUUGCCAAGAGGAGGGGGAAGAGGGUUUAA
Messenger RNA from Colletotrichum truncatum, 948 nucleotides. RefSeq lists its product as uncharacterized. Gene Ontology annotation, cellular component: mitochondrion. The record is from RefSeq and is a predicted model, not a curated record. Lineage: Eukaryota; Fungi; Ascomycota; Sordariomycetes; Glomerellales; Glomerellaceae.